Nycticebus coucang (slow loris) is the source of this 7254-nucleotide messenger RNA. It is a transcript of the gene NBAS, whose product is annotated as NBAS subunit of NRZ tethering complex. The transcript is spliced from 52 exons. Gene Ontology annotation, biological process: retrograde vesicle-mediated transport, Golgi to endoplasmic reticulum. Gene Ontology annotation, molecular function: SNARE binding. The coding region runs from base 9 to 7127 and encodes 2372 amino acids. The record is from RefSeq and is a predicted model, not a curated record. Gene Ontology annotation, cellular component: endoplasmic reticulum membrane; Dsl1/NZR complex. NCBI's taxonomy places the organism in Eukaryota, Metazoa, Chordata, Mammalia, Primates, Lorisidae.
GAGCAAACAUGGCGGCCCUCGAGUCCGGGCCGGCUCUGAGUCCAGGCACGGUAGAGGGCGAGGAGGAGACAAUUCUCUAUGACUUACUAGUGAACACUGAGUGGCCACCGGAGACAGAAGUUCAGCUUAGAGGCAACCGAAAACAUGGUGCAUCCUUUAUCAUCACAAAAGCAAUUCGAGAUCGUUUAUUAUUUUUAAGCCAAUACAUCUGGUACAGACCUGCACCCUUUAUGCUCCCUGAUGUACUGGUUCGCUUGGUUAAUAAACAGAUAAACUGGCAUUUGGUACUUGCAAGCAAUGGGAAGCUUUUGGCUGCUGUUCAAGAUCAGUGUGUGGAAAUCAGGUCUGCAAAAGAUGAAUUUACAUCUAUUAUUGGGAAAUGUCAAGUUCCAAAAGAUCCAAAACCCCAGUGGAGACGGAUAGCAUGGAGCUAUGAUUGUACCUUGCUGGCCUAUGCAGAAAGCACAGGAACUGUGAGGGUGUUUGAUCUCAUGGGCAGUGAACUCUUUGUCAUUUCCCCGGCAUCCAGUUUUGCAGGUGAUUUGAGCUAUGCCAUUGCUGGGUUGAUAUUUUUAGAAUACAAAGCAAGUGCACAGUGGUCUGCAGAACUCCUGGUCAUUAAUUACCGAGGAGAACUUAGAAGUUACCUUGUAAGUGUUGGAACAAAUCAGAGUUACCAAGAGAGUCACUGUUUCAGCUUCAGUAGUCAUUAUCCUCGUGGAAUCAACACAGCCAUUUACCAUCCUGGUCACAGACUUUUACUGGUUGGUGGCUGUGAAACUGUAGAAGUGGGCAUGUCAAAAGCUUCUAGCUGUGGCCUUUCUGCCUGGAGAGUGCUCUCAGGAUCACCUUAUUAUAAGCAAGUUACUAAUAGUGGAGACAAGGUUACCGUGGUACCAAAGACACUGGGGUUAUUAAGGAUGUUAAGUGUCAAGUUCUACAGUCACCAGGGACGAGAACAGGAUGGAAUCUUUAAGAUGAGCCUUUCUCCAGAUGGGAUGCUUCUUGCAGCCAUUCAUUUCUCAGGGAAACUGAGCAUCUGGGCAAUUCCAUCUCUGAAGCAACAAGGGGAAUGGAAUCAAAGUGAGCAGCCAGGCUAUGAUGACCUUAAUCCUGAUUGGAGGCUCUCAAUUGAGAGGAGAAAAAAAAUCAAAGAUAAAGAGUCCUUUUACCCACUGAUAGAUGUCAACUGGUGGGCAGACAGUGCUGUGACUUUGGCUCGAUGUUCUGGUGCUUUAACUGUCUCGUCAGUGAAAACUUUGAAGAAUUUACUGGGAAAGUCCUGUGAAUGGUUUGAACCAUCACCACAAGUAACUGCUACCCAUGAUGGGGGAUUUUUAAGUUUGGAGUGUGAGAUUAAACUUGCCCCCAAACGAUCUCGUUUGGAGAUUAGAGCUGGAGAAGAGGAUGAGGGAGAAGAGGAUUCUGAUUCCGAUCAUGAAAUAUCUGCCAAGACUCGCUACUUUGGUUAUAUAAAACAGGGCCUUUACUUAGUGACUGAAAUGGAGCGAUUUGCACCACCACGGAAGCGGCCACGAACCAUUACCAAAAACUAUCGCCUCGUGAGUUUGCGCUCUACGACUCCAGAGGAGCUUUAUCAGAGAAAGAUUGAAAAUGAAGACUAUGAGGAAGCCUUGUCUUUGGCUCAUACCUAUGGCCUGGAUACUGACCUAGUGUAUCAGAGGCAGUGGAGGAAGUCAGCAGUCAACAUUGCUUCAAUUCAGAAUUAUUUGAGCAAAAUAAAGAAGCGAUCCUGGGUUCUCCACGAGUGUUUGGAAAGAGUUCCUGAAAACGUGGAUGCUGCAAAAGAACUACUUCAGUAUGGUUUAAAAGGCACAGACCUGGAGGCUCUUUUAGCAAUAGGGAAUGGAGCCGAUGAUGGAAGAUUUAUAUUACCUGGUCAAGUAGACAUUGAUAAUAUUUCCUAUGAGGAGCUUUCCCCACCUGAGGAAGAGCCUGCCAAAAAUAAAAAGGAAAAGAAGCUCAAGAAAAGACGAGAACUUCUUAAAUUAGUGAACUUUUCAAAGUUGACACUGGAACAAAAGGAACUUUGCCGCUGCAGACUAAAAUUGUUAACCUACUUAGACCGACUUGCAACAUAUGAGGAAAUCCUGGGUGUGCCUUAUGGAUCGGAACAGAGGUAUGAUGCUGAAUUCUUUAAGAAGUUCAGAAAUCAGAAUAUUGUUCUCUCAGCAAGAACUUAUGCUCGGGAAAGUAAUGUACAAGCCCUAGGAAUUCUGUUUACUUAUCAUGGCUCUGACCUGCUUCCUCAUCGCCUUGCGAUUCUCUCCAACUUCCCAGAGACCACUUCUCCUCAUGAAUAUUCUGUUUUGCUGCCCGAAGCUUGUUCUAAUGGUGACUCCCUGAUGAUUGUUCCUUGGCACGAACGUAAACACCGAGCUAAAGAUUGGUGCGAAGAGUUGGAAUGCAGAACGGUUGUUGAACCAAGUCUUCAAGAUGAAAGCGAAUUCUUGUAUGCUGCGCAGCCUGAGUUACUAAAGUUCAAGACAACCCAGCUUACAGUCGAGAAGGUUAUGGACUGGUAUCAGACCAGAACAAAGGAAAUAGAGCAUUAUGCCCGACAGGUUGACUGUGCCUUGUCACUUACUCGUCUCGGAAUGGAGCGGAGUGUCCCUGGUUUGCUGGUUCUGUGUGAUAAUUUGGUUACUCUGGAAACAUUGGUUUAUGAAGCUGGGUGUGACUUAACCUUAACUUUGGAAGAACUCCAGCAGAUGAAAGACAUUGAAAAACUAAGAUUACUGAUGAAUAGUUGUUCUGAGGACAAGUAUGUGACAAGUGCUUACCAGUGGAUGGUUCCCUUUCUUCAUCGUUGUGAGAAGCAUUCUCCUGGUGUGGCUAACGAGCUAUUAAGGGAAUAUUUAGUAACAUUAGCUAAAGGGGACUUACAGUUUCCCUUGAAGAUAUUUCAGCAUUCCAAACCAGAUCUGCAGCAAAAAAUUAUUCCUGAUCAGGACCAACUGAUGGCAGUAGCACUUGAGUGCAUCUAUAACUGUGAACGUAAUGACCAACUCUCUCUUUGCUAUGACAUCUUAGAAUGUCUGCCACAAAGGGGAUAUGGUCAGAAGACAGAGGUAACUACAACUCUUCAUGAUAUGGUAGACCAGCUGGAACAAAUUCUCAGUGUGUCAGAGCUUUUGGAAAAACAUGGACUUGAGAAACCUGUUUCAUUUGUUAAAAACACUCAGUCUAGCACAGAAGAGGGACACAAGCUGAUGGUUAGAUUGACUAGGCACACCGGUCGGAAGCAGCCUCCUGUUAGUGAGUCUCACUGGAGAGCAUUGCUGCAGGACAUGCUAACUAUGCAGCAGAAUGUGUACACGUGUCUCGACCCUGAUGCUUGCUACGAGAUAUUUACAGAAAGCCUUCUGUGCUCCAGUCGUCUUGACAAUAUCCAGCUGGCUGGGCAGAUGAUGCACUGCAGCGCCUGCUCACUGUCCCCUGCUGCAGGCGUAGCCCGUAAAGGGAAGCCCCAGUACAGGGUCAGUUACCAAAAAAGCAUUGACUUGGUUUUGGCUGCCAGCAGAGAGUACUUCAAUUCUUCUACCAGCCUCACGGAUAGCUGCAUGGAUCUGGCCAGGUGUUGCUUACAGCUGAUAGCAGAUAGACCCCCUGCCAUUCAAGAGGAGCUAGAUCUCAUCCAAGCCCUUGAAUGUCUUGAAGAGUUUGGAGUAAAGAUCUUGCCUUUGCAAGUGCGAUUGUGCUCUGAUAAGAUCAGCCUCAUCAAGGAGUGCAUUUCCCAGUCCCCCACAUGCUAUAAACAGUCUGCCAAACUUCUGGGUCUUGCUGAGCUGCUGAGGGUUGCAGGUGAAGACCCAGAAGAAAGGCGUGGGCAAGUUCUCAUCCUUCUGGUUGAGCAAGCACUUCGUUUCCAUGACUACAAAGCAGCCAAUAUGCAUUGUCAGGAGCUGAUGGUCACUGGUUAUCCCAAAAGUUGGGAUGUUUGCAGCCAGUUAGGACAAUCAGAAGGUUACCAGGACUUGGCUACUCGUCAAGAGCUCAUGGCUUUCGCUUUGACACAUUGCCCUCCUGGCAGCAUUGAACUUCUUUUGGCAGCCAGCAGCUCUCUGCAGGCAGAAAUUCUUUAUCAAAGAGUGAAUUUCCAGAUCCACCCUGAAGGAGGGGAAAAUAUCAAUGUUUCACCACUAGUUGGCAAAACGGUGCAAGAGGAUGAAGCAGGUGUUUUAGGUCUCAGUUCAGCUGACCUGUUACACUGGACCACUGCUACCACCAUGAAAGUGCUUUCCAACACAACGACCACCACCAAGGCCGUGCUGCAGGCUGUCAGUGCCGGGCAGUGGUGGAAGAAUUCCUUAACUUACCUUCGGCCCCAAGGGCAAGAAUUUGGUGGUGCUUAUCACAUUGGAACUAUAGCCAAUAAAGAUCUAGAAAGGCAGGGGUGUCAUCCCUUUUACGAAUCUGUCAUCUCUAAUGCCUUUGUCACUGAGUCUCAAGUGACCUAUGACACUUACCAGCAUGUCCCAGUGGAAAGCUUUGCAGAAGUUUUGCUGAGAACUGGGAAACUGGCAGAGGCUAAAACUGAAGGAGAAGUAUUUCCAACAACAGAAGUUCUCUUGCAGCUGGCAAGUGAUGCUUUGCCAAAUGACAUGACGUUGGCUCUGGCCUAUCUCCUUGCCUUACCACAGGUGUUAGAUGCUAACAAAUGCUUUGAAAAGCAGUCACACUCUGCGUUGUGUCUCCAGCUGGCGGCUUACUAUUACAGCCUACAGAUCUAUGCACGCUUGGCUCCAUGUUUCAGUGACAAGUGCCAUCCUCUUUAUAGGGCCGAUCCUGAAGAGCUUAUCAAGAUGGUCACCAGGCACAUAACUCGUCAUGGACGUGAAGCCUGGCCUGAAGACCUUGUCUCACUGACCACACAGUUACACUACUACAAUGAGCGUCUCCUGGAUUUCACUCAAGCUCAAGUCCUUCAGGGCCUUGGGAAGGGUGUGGAUGUGCAGCGGUUUACCACGGAUGACCAGUAUAAAAGGGAAACUAUCCUUGGUCUAGCAGAAACCCUGGAGGAAAACGUCUAUAGCAUUGCUCUUUCUCUGGCACAGAGGUACAGUGUCUCCCGCUGGGAAGUUUUUAUGACCCACUUGGAGUUCCUGUUCACCGACAGUGGUUUGUCCACAGUGGAAAUUGAAAAUCGAGCCCAAGCCCUUCAUCUCUUGGAGACUUUGAAGACUGAUCCUGAAGCCUUUCACAAGCACAUGGUCAAGUAUAUUUACCCUACUAUUGGUGGCUUUGACCAUGAAAGGCUGCUGUAUUAUUUCACUCUUCUGGAGAACUGUGGUUGUGCAGAUUUGGGAAAAUAUGCCAUUAAACCAGAAACCCACAUUCGCUUGCUGAAGAAAUUUAAGGUAGUUGCACCAGGUCUUAAUUACAAAAAGCUGACAGAUGAAAAUAUGAGCCCUCUUGAGGCACUGGAGCCAGUCCUUUCAAGUCAAAAUAUCUUAUCUAUUUCCAAACUUGUUCCCAAAAUCCCUGAAAAGGAUGGACAGAUGCUUUCCCCAAGCUCUCUGUACACCAUCUGGUUACAGAAGUUGUUCUGGACUGGAGACCCUCACCUCAUUAAACAAGCCCCAGAGUCCUCCUCGGAGUGGCUUCAUGCCUAUGAUGUCUGCAUGAAGUACUUUGAUCGCCUCCGCCUGGGUGACCUCCUCACUAUGGUCGAUGCAAUUACAUUUUCUCCAAAAGCGGUGACCAAGCUACCUGUGGAAACACGUAAAGAGAUGACUAAAAAGGCUAUCAAGACAGUCAAACAUUUUUUUGAGAAGGCAAGGAAAAGAAAUUCAGAAGAAGACAUUCACGAAGUUGGUGAUUCUAAAGUUACCUAUGCAGAUGCUUUGAAUCAUCUGGAGAAAUCACUUGCUCACCUGGAAACCCUCAGCCAUAGCUUCAUCGUGUCUCUGAAGAAUAGUGAGCAGGAAACACUGCAGAAAUACAGUCACCUCUAUGAUCUGUCCCGAUCAGAAAAAGCGAAACUCCAGGAGCAAGCUGUGGCUAUGUGUUUAGAUGGUCAGCCUCUGAGAAUGAUUCAGCAGCUGCUAGAGGUGGCUGUUGGCCCUCUCGACAUCUCACCCAAGGAUAUAGUACACAAUGCAAUAAUGAAAAUAAUUUCUGUAUUGAGUGGAGGCAGUGCUGACCUUGGAGGGCCACGGGACCCCCUGCGGGUCUUGGAAGGUGUUGUUGCAUCAGUGCACGCCAGUGUGGACCAGGGAGAGGAGCUGGUUUCCUCGGAGGACCUGCUGGAGUGGCUGCGGCCCUUCUGUGCUGAUGACGCCUGGCCGGUGCGGCCCCGCAUCCACGUGCUGCAGAUUUUAGAGCAGUCGUUUCACCUGACCGAAGAGGACAGCAAGCUGCUCGUGUUCUUCAGGACUGAAGCCAUUCUCAAAGCCACCUGGCCCCAGAGACAGGUAGAAAUAGCGGACAUUGAGACUGAGGAGAAUCGCCACUGUCUGUUCAUGGAACUGCUGGAAUCCAGUCACCAGGAGGUUGAAUUUCAGCACUUGAGUUUGCUCCUGCAAGCUUGGCCACCUGUGAAAAGGGAACAUUUAACCAGCAUAACCAAUAACCCAUGGGUGAGACUUGCUACAGCCAUGCUAACUGAAUGUACGGUGGAGAACAAGGAAAGAUCAGGGAGUGAAGUUUUGAAAAUCUGCCGCUCUUUGUAUAACACCGAGCAGAUGUUGCCUGCAGAGGCCGUGAAGGAGUUGAGCCUGCUGCUGCUGGCCCAGUCCCUCCUGCUGCCCGCCCUGAAGCUUCUCCUGGAGAGCCCAGACCAGCGUCUGCACACGAUGGCCCUGGAGCAAGUCGCAGCUGUCACUACGGUGAAUGAUUCAAACUGUGACCAAGAACUUCUUUCCCUCCUCCUGGAUGCCAAGCUGCUAGUGAAGUGUAUCUCCACGCCCUACUACCCGCGCAUCAUCCACCACCUUUUGGCCAGCCCCCAGCAAGGACGCUGGGAUGCCGAGGAGCUGGCCCGACACCUGCGGGAGGCCGGCCACGAUGCCCAGGCUGGGUCACUCCUUCUGGCUGUGAGGGGGACUCACCGGGCCCUGAGAACUUUCAGCACAGCCCUCCAUGCAGGGCAGCACUGGGUGUGAGCAGCCUUCCUGUGGCAUGUGAGCCCUUGUGAAAAGCGCGUCCAGAGCUGCAUGCUGACCCGACAGCCACACGCGUGCCUGUGAUUAUUCUCAGUGAUUCCAACAAAUAAAGAUAUAUAUAAUCAUG